AUGGAGCACCGUGUCGAGGUGAUGCCAGAAAACAGCACCAAGCACGCCAACGGUCGAUUGAACAUCAUCAGAGGAAUUCUACUGUUGCUUUUUGGAAUCGUGAUCGGAGUCUUGGCCGUUACAGCGAUUUACGAAAUGUAUUUAGUUGAUCCACAUAAAUUACCCACCUGUGAUGCCAAAAACAAAGCGUUGAAAGAGGGCAGGUCAUCGGAGAGUCAAUCUUUGGAAAUCCUCAACGGAACUCUGGAAAGCUGUCGUGCCGAGAAGGACGUUUUGGAAGAAGCGAAGAAUGCUUCGGAAAUUUUCAAAGCAAAGCUGACAACAUGUGAAGCGAACAACAAAGUGCUACAAGAGGAGAAAUCAUCGGAGAGUAAAUCUUUGGAAAUCCUCAAUGGAACUCUGGAAAGCUGUCGUGCCGCGAAAGACGGUUUCACAAAGGAUGCCCAAGGGGAAGUGGUGAAAUAUCGUUGGAAAAACGCCGAAGACAAUUGUGUGUACUGGGGAGGACAUUUGGUGUCGAUUCACUCAAAGGAGGAGUUCGAAUUCGUGAAUGAUCUAAUCCAAUUCGAUGUAAAAUCAUUAAAUGAAGACGCUACGGAGAGCAAUGCUUGUUAUGGAUCAGACUUCUAUGCGUGGAAUGGUCUCCAUUUUGUGAAUGGGAGAAGAAAAUGGAGUGAUGGGACACCGGAUGAUUAUAUUGGGCAAGAUCGAUCGAAGAACACUCUCUACUACAUGAUGUGCAACGAUAUCUCGAAUGUCCCUUCAGCCAAUGAACUCUACGUUUCGGAAGAGCCUGACGAUGUUAAUGCGAGAUUCGUUUGCAAGAAAGACGCCAAUGAA
This is a messenger RNA of Mesorhabditis belari, 840 nucleotides long. The record is from the annotation of a GenBank genome assembly. NCBI's taxonomy places the organism in Eukaryota, Metazoa, Nematoda, Chromadorea, Rhabditida, Rhabditidae.